This is a messenger RNA of Cylas formicarius (sweet potato weevil), 1374 nucleotides long. It is a transcript of the gene Faa, whose product is annotated as fumarylacetoacetase. Bases 52 to 1317 code for a protein of 421 amino acids. The transcript is spliced from 9 exons. Gene Ontology annotation, biological process: L-phenylalanine catabolic process; L-tyrosine catabolic process; homogentisate catabolic process. NCBI's taxonomy places the organism in Eukaryota, Metazoa, Arthropoda, Insecta, Coleoptera, Brentidae. The record is from RefSeq and is a predicted model, not a curated record. Gene Ontology annotation, molecular function: fumarylacetoacetase activity.
CGAGACCUUGCGUCGACCUUAGAUGGUUAGUAAACAACUCGACACGGCGCGAUGAAGUCUUUCGUUAAAUACCAGAAAUACUGCGAUUUUCCCAUCGAAAAUCUGCCUUACGGCGUGUUUUCUACCGAAAGUCACCACACGCCGAGAAUUGGGGUGGCCAUAGGCGACUUAAUUUUAAAUUUAAACGAAGUGGCCCAUUUAUUUAAUGGACCCGUUUUAAAAGGCAAUCAGGACGUAUUUAGGGAGAGCACUUUGAACAAGUUUAUGGCGCUUGGACAUCAAGCUUGGAAGGAGGCUAGAGAAACGAUCACCAUAUUACUGUCCGAGAACGAACCAAUUCUGCAAAACAAUGGAGAUUUACGGUCAAGAGCGUUCACUCCUCAAUCAGAAGCUACGAUGCACCUGCCAGCACGCAUUGGAGAUUAUACAGAUUUCUACUCUUCCAUCCAUCACGCCACCAACGUAGGAAUUAUGUUUAGGGACAAAAACAACGCGUUGCUGCCUAACUGGAAAUAUUUACCCGUAGGAUACCACGGAAGAGCGAGUUCGGUGGUCAUUUCCGGUACUCCCAUUCAUCGACCCAACGGCCAAACCUUGGUUGUGGAUGGCGCGCCACCUGUGUUCGGACCGUGCAAAUUAAUGGACUUCGAGUUGGAAAUGGCAUUUUUCGUGGGCGGUUCCAACAAUCUCGGCGAACCCAUCAACGUGCGCAACGCGCACGAACACAUUUUCGGCUUCGUUCUAAUGAACGACUGGAGCGCGCGUGACAUUCAGAAGUGGGAGUACGUGCCGCUGGGACCGUUCACGGCCAAAAAUUUGGGUACCACCAUAUCCCCGUGGGUAGUCACCACCUUUGCGUUGGAACCGUUCGUGACGGACAAUUACCCGCAAGAUCCGGAACCGUUUCCGUACUUGAAACACACGGACAAUUUCAAUUUCGACAUUAGUCUCCAAGUAGACAUCAAGCCCAAAGGAUCGAAGGUAUCGACCACUGUGUGCCGUUCCAAUUUUAAACAUUUAUAUUGGACGCCGAAGCAACAACUAGCCCACCAUACCAUCACAGGAUGCAACGUCAAUCCUGGCGAUUUAAUGGCAAGCGGAACAAUCAGUGGUGACGCAUCCGAUUCUUUCGGAUCAAUGUUGGAACUUUCGUGGAAAGGUACGCAACCGCUUAAGUUGUCAGAUGGAAGCCAGCGAAAAUUCCUACAGGACGGCGACACCGUCAUCAUAAAAGGGGUGUGUCAGGGCGACGAUUUCAACGUAGGUUUCGGCGAAUGUAGGGGAGAACUCCUGCCUGCCAGACAACUCACGUUUUAAUAAAAAUUGUUUGUUCCAAAGUCGAUUUACUUAUUUUGGUAUUCCCGCAUAACUACU